UUCAUCAUCAUCACAAGGUCAUCUUGCUUGGCUUCUCGGUUCUGAUUAUUAUCAUCUUUCUUUUUGCUGCUAUAUUCAUUGGCAGCCGAUCCACAAGUUUGUGUAAAAUUAUAGUGUAUCGGUUUGUUGUAGUUUAAUUGGAUUUAAUGUUUUCUUCUUCGGGUGGGUGUUAAUGUUGAAAAGAAUUAUUUGAUCAGAGCCUCUUAUAAUGGUUCAAUUUAGUCGUAAUUACGCAAAGUUAAGUGUAAGGUAAGGUCGGUUUCUUUGAAGGUAAUUUUAGGGUAAUUGUUUAUUAUUUCGAUAGAUUCAUAAAAGCAAUGCUUUUUGUUGCUUCGCUCUGUUGAGGUUCUGAUAUGUAGCCAAAGCGGGCCCUUUUUCUCUCUUUCGCUUCCUUAAAGAGAUACAAUCUUCCCCUUGCACUUAUCAGUACACAGAAAACCCUAUUUUUUUACUAUCCAUUUUUCUCUCUCUACAUCUAUCUGCCUCAAAAUAUAAAAGCAGUACUACUCAAAAGGGUUUUCAAGUUGCAUUUUUUUAAAGUUUAUUUAGGAAAAAAAGGAAAAAAAAGAAAGAGAAAUGGUAUUUGAUAUGAAAGGUGUACAACAACAGUUGCGUGGUGAAGAUCUGCAUGCAGGCUAUAGAAAUGAAGCAAAUCCUUCAGGGGUUGAUGCUGUUGAGGCGGAAAGAGUGACGACCAUGGGUACAGAAGAAAGAGAGAUCUGGCUUGAUCGACAGCAACACGAUCACUUGCUUGAUGUUAACGCUGCUUCAAUUUUCUAUGAUGAUUUCCCUCCUCUUCCUGAUUUUCCUUGCAUGUCGUCUUCUUCGUCGACCCCGGCACCUGUCAAGGCCAUUGCAUGUUCGUCUUCUGCUUCUACUGCAUCGUCUUCUUCUUCCGCGGCUUCUUGGGCAGUUUUGAAGUCGGAUGCAGCUGAAGAGGCAAAGAGAAAGAAUAAUGGUCAUGGUCAUCAUCAUCAUCAUCAUAAUCAUAAUCAUCAACACCAUAAUCAGCAUGAUCUGGUGGAUGGAACAACUGCAACGUUAUCUUCCACCGCCUCCAUGGAGAUUCCUCAGCCGCCAGAUCAUAAUGUUAUGGAUGGUGUUGAUUGCAUGGAUGUUAUGGAGAAUUUUGGGUACAUGGAUCUGCCUGAUGACAAAGAUUUUUUCGAUCCUUCUAUAUUUCACCAUGAUAAUACUGGUCUAGAAGACUUUCAACAAGAGCAGAAGCCACAGGAACAGUCACAACAGCUGGAUCAAGAAGUAUCAAUGAUAUGUAGCAAAAAUGAAGAUCCGACCCAAGAGCAGAAAGCUUCAGAUAAUUUAGCCAUGGUUUUCUUGGAGUGGCUCAAGACUAACAAAGAGACUGUCUCAGCAGAGGACUUGAGGAGAGUUAAAAUCAGGAAAGCUACCAUAGAGUGUGCCGCCAGGCGUUUGGGUGGAGGAAAAGAGGCCAUGAAGCAGUUGUUGAAGCUUAUUCUUGAAUGGGUUCAAACUAAUCAUCUUCAAAAACGGCGCAUCAAAGAACCAGCUGCCAGUAAUAACAUUGAUCUUCCCUACCAAUGCCAAGACCCCUUCCAAAACCCUAACCCUAAUCCAAAACCUAGCUCGAACCCAAACCUCAAUUGCAAUUCUGUUCCACCGUCUGAACCGAAUUCUUGUUUCCCUUUGCCACCCUGGAUUCCACAACCAGCAUAUGUAUCUGAUCCGACGGCAGCGGAGGUAGUAGGUUUUGCACCAGUGGUUGGCUAUAUGGCCGACCCAUUUGCCAAUGGAGCUUCUAAUGUUACUAGCCAUCCUUACCAGCCUCCAACAGAUUAUCAAAUGCUGGACUCGGCUCAAACAAGGGCAGCUUCACAAUUUGCUUUGGCUUCUCAAUACAACUUAUUUCCAGACAAUAAUCUGCGUCCAGCUCCACCUCAGCCAUCUGCUUUUCCGGGGUAUGGGAAUCAAUAUCCGUAUCAAUAUGUUUACGGCCAUGAUAAUGAUCAAAGGUUAGUAAGGUUGGGCUCAUCUGCUACUAAAGAGGCAAGAAAGAAGAGGAUGGCUAGGCACAGAAGGUUUUCUUCACACCAUAGAAAUCACAAUCAUCAUAAUAAUCAACAAAGCCAACUCCAAAAUCAGAGUGUUGACCAAUAUGCAAGGCUUGUGAACGAUAGCUGUGUGCCGGCAGCCCAAGCCAACCUCAGAAACUGGGUCUAUUGGCCAUCGGUUGCAGACGGUGUAGCUUCAAGCCCUCCGGUUCUGCCUGGUGAAGUUGCUUUGGUACAUCCUGUGGAUCGACCAGCCAUGCAAGGGCAGACUUAUCAGCGGCCGGUGGCAUCGGAUAGAAGACAGGGAUGGAAACCUGAAAAGAAUUUGCGGUUUCUUUUGCAAAAAGUGUUGAAGCAGAGCGAUGUGGGAAAUCUCGGAAGAAUUGUGCUUCCAAAGAAAGAAGCAGAAACUCAUCUCCCAGAACUAGAAGCAAGAGAUGGGAUCACCAUUGCCAUGGAAGACAUAGGAACAUCUCGUAUUUGGAACAUGCGCUAUAGAUUCUGGCCAAACAAUAAAAGCAGGAUGUAUCUUCUUGAAAAUACAGGAGAUUUCGUGAGAACAAAUGGGCUCCAAGAAGGAGAUUUUAUAGUCAUAUACUCAGAUGUGAAAUGUGCUAAAUAUUUGAUACGAGGAGUUAAGGUACGGCAACCAGGACCAAAAUUGGAGACUAAGAGAUCAGGAAAAUCGCAGAAAAACCAGCAUGCAAAUUCUCCAGUUGCUGUCAUUAAUGGUUCGUCAUCACCCAUCACACAAACAGUAAACUAAUGGGAAAUUUUAAUAAGAGAAAAGAAAAAAUAAAAAAAACAAAGAGGGUGCAUACCUCAACAAACCAUUGCCACAUUUCCUUCAUGCAUGAGAAGGAAUGGACAAAUGGACGGUAAAAGAUCAUCUUUUGUGACACUUUAUUUGAUUCUCUGCCCCCUUCAUUGGUUUCACAGUCAAAUGCUAGUGUUGGAAUCCCAACUGCCGAGACAAUUAAGGAGUUUUGGAGACAGAAUAGGUCAGGAAAAUAUGC
This is a messenger RNA of Durio zibethinus, 3046 nucleotides long. Its product is annotated as B3 domain-containing transcription factor ABI3-like. NCBI's taxonomy places the organism in Eukaryota, Viridiplantae, Streptophyta, Magnoliopsida, Malvales, Malvaceae. Gene Ontology annotation, molecular function: DNA-binding transcription factor activity; DNA binding. The record is from RefSeq and is a predicted model, not a curated record.